UUCGAACCAUGAUCUAUUGCAGGAAAUGGUAAUUUACGAGAACAUGGUGUUUUCCUCCUAGUAUAUUGCAAUAUUUAUCUGUAUUCUGCAAGUGACAGUUAGUUUUAUGUGUAUCUUACACAUUUUACACCCUCGAUACUCUGCUUGAUGAACGUUGAAGUUGAACUUUAUGAAUUUACAAGCGAUAGUCGACCCCCUAUCCAACCAUCAGAUUACAUAUUACAAAUUGUAACAUAAGAGUAUACAAUAGUAUGUUACCAUGGCGCAGCUGAUUAGUGAGUUACUUACUGAGGCACUCACACAAAGCUGAAGAUUCUUCUAACAUAUAUUCCAGAUACAUGUACACCAUUACUGAGAGUGGUAUGGGCAAACAGCGCUUUAACUUUGAAGAUGAACAACAUUCUUACAUCACGAGAUGUCACUGCCAUGUUGGACAGAUAUGGCGAGACGGUUCUUCACUGUUCUGUUCACAUAUCACGACGCAUCCACGAGCAUGGGAACCAGAUCGUAAUGCAGUGUGCCUGUGCACUUCUCAACUCAGCUGGAGGCCUACUCCACAUGAAGAACUUGGACCAUGAUCGACGGAUCCAACCGAAAGACCUUGACACUUGGUGGAGUGGGAUCGAGAGCAACAUCGCUGACAUCCUUUCUGGUGAUGAUAUAUGCAACUACUUUGAUCUCAUCGGUAACUAUGAUGACAAGGAUCUGUACCUCUUUGUGAAGACAGCUGAACACCUGUGUACAAUAAAUUACCACUGCCGACUUCCUACUGACACUGCCACACACGAGGUUUCAUAUCAAUCAGCAGUCAAGAUUCUUUCUAAUACUGGAGAGGUAGGAUAUUUGGCAACUCUUCCUCCAAUCCCAAGCUCAUUUCAGUGGAAAAAGACCGAGGACACAUUGAAGCAAGAAGGGAAGCAGAUCCAGUUCAAGAUGCUGACGUCGGGGAGAGACUCGAAUGCGAAGUCCAUGCCGGAUAAGAUUCGGUAUUACUGUACCAAGUAUAUAUCUGCAUUUGGCAACCAUCAAGGGGGUCAUAUCUAUUUUGGGAUUGAAGAUACAUCUGCCACAGUAUUAGGAGAAGCACUGACAGAGGAAGAACAAGCAAAGACAGUGGAGAAGAUAAACAGGAAGAUGACAAGUGUGAUCUGGGGGGAAGAGGGGUUUGUGGCAGAACGCGGCCGACACUGGGAUAUUACAUUCCACAACAUAGAUGGCUGUAGUGCCAGGGAGCGUCGUGUAGUGGUGGUGAUAUCUGUGUGCAAGUUUCGAGGUGGGGUGUUUACUUCCUGCCCAGAGAGCUACUACCUGGAUCAGUCCGGCCAAGUCAAGGCUUUCACUUACAGCCAGUGGAAACUUGCUGUACUGAAUCAAGUCAGGGACAAGCCGGAGCUGCACAGUCGGUUCAUGAAGCUGCUCCACACCCCCAGAUCACGGCUGGUGUUUGGGCUCCCUCACACCAUACCUGGAGUCAAGGAGAAGGUGUUGAGCUUGAGGACAGGAUCCAAUCUUUAUCCCAAGCAUUUUGAGAAAACAGUCGGAUCAAGAGUCAAGGCUGCCAUUAAAGACAUCCUGGCAACAUUUUCAGCUGAACCUCAUCUGGCUCUGGCCUUACACACAUUCGGUAUUGGAAAUGAUAUGGAAUAUAGCUCUGACUUUGUUGCAGACAUUCUUGUACUCAGUCAAUCCUGUGGCCCUCAGUUGUUCUGUGUGGCUGAAGAUCUGCCCCGAGAUAGGUCUCGUUACUUCAACCGCUGCCAGGUUGUUGCCGAGUCUUUGAAGAAUGAUUUAGUUCAUAAAGGCGGAUGUUCUGAGAGAUUUGGCAUCUGUGUUCAUGUUGUCGACAUCGACAAUCCAGUCUUCCUCCAAGAUAUUCAGACGGACUUACAAAAGUCCUUGUAUCCAUCUACCUUCCAUGCAGUGAAGAUGGACCCGAUCUUGACAUCUUUGAUUGUUGCCAUGGCAGCCUACAAGCCUCAUGAAGCUGAGACUGGCCAGGAGGAUUACUACUUCCUGUUGACGUGCGAUCAGUUUGAGCUGCUGUGUCUGCACCAGUUCACCAGGGAAUUGUGGGUACACGGUCCUCCAGGAGCAGGGAAGACGGUUGUGGCUCUGCAGAUGAUCAGAGAACUUCGUCGUCGUGGAUACGCGAACAUUCUCUAUAUUGCGGAGAAUGAACUGUUGUGCUCAUAUGUUUCGUCCUUUAACCUGUGUGAUGUUGUGACGAGGCGAGAGAUGAUGGACAUUGCUCGAGACCCAGGAGAAUUCAAAGACCGGUUCUUUUCUGUAUGCAAUGUUGUGGUGGACGAGGCACAGAACUUCAAGGACCGAGAUGGGGACUGGUAUUCAUUGGCUCAAAGUUUGGCUAGGAACAAUUUCCAUGACGAACUGGACCACAAGGGUUAUUUUUGGGUGUUCAUGGAUUAUGCUCAAAAAGUUCACAAGUUUAAAGCAGGUUUACCUGGGCUCAUUGGGAAAAAUAAUUACAUGUUAAGUGAGAUUUCCAGAAACUCGAAAGAAAUAUAUGAAUAUGCUUCAAAGUUCAUGAGGCUGAAUGAGCCAAGUGAAGACGACAUUUACAUGAAAGAUUCUCCCCAACUUGGGCACAGUGAUACCUCUGGUCCUGGGGUGAGUAUCAUUAAGUGUGAAAAGUCCUCAGUUGAGGACACUCUGAUGAAGGUCAUGAGGACAUGUGCAGAGGACGGAGUCAAAUUAGAGGACAUGGCCAUUCUACUGGGGAAAAAGAUGGAUGCUGAGAAGGUGAAAGGCCAUUUCAAGGACAAACUUGAUGACAUGGUUCGAGAAGUGGGGAGGGAGAAGGGUGUAGAGGAUAAUUUGGAGAGGGUCAAGAGUGGGGUUGGGGGUGAUAAGGACUGUGGCAAGGAGGAGCUUGGGAGAGGGAGUAUGGGUGGGGUGACAGUUGACACUGUUCGUAGAUUCAGUGGGUUAGACAAACCUGUUGUCAUUGGUCUGGACCCACACAUCAAUGAGGAGCAUGCAGAUAUCAACAAGUUCAUCGUCAACCUUGCCACACCGCGAGCCAAGCAAGGGCUUGUUAUCAUUACGACCUCUGAUGAGAUCUUGAAAAAACUUCAAGCAUAGUAUAUAGAUGACACAUGGUUGGAGAGAGUCCGUGAAUGCAAUUUGUUUAGUACUGCAGGUAGGAAUAUUUCAGGAUUUCACUGUCUGGAUUACAAAAAAUAGUGACAGAAAGCAUGAGUAAUAUUAUCCAUGCCAUAGUCACACUUUCUGACCAUCCAAUCCACAUUUUUUCUUCUUAUAUGGGGUGGUAGAGUAGCCUGGUGGUUAAAGCAUUUACUCAUCACCAUGAAGACCUGGGUUCGAUUCCCCACAAAGUUUCAUAAAACCUCACUCACUCACUCACUCCCCCACACACACCUAAGCCCACCACCCACUCACUCACUCACCCACCCAAACCCACUCUUCCACCCACUCACUCAGUGGGUCUUGAGGACCUGAUCUUGCCAGGGUUCCUAUCAUGGCCUCCACUUUGGUUUUGCUCUUGUUGAAUUUUGUGUGUAACAACACCCACUUGUUCAAGUUAAUGUCAAUUUGUUUGUUUGCUCAAAUGAUGAUUCCAUCCACAGAUUUUUGUUUUAGAAUCUUUGUGUUUGUGUGUGUGUUGACAACUUGUCUUCUUCACUAUAACUGGUCUCACCUCCUGGUCAGAACUGGGAUCAAUUAAUGGGAAGUCUGAUUGAUCACAGCUUGAGUCAAUCACUCAAUCUGGUCCAGUCAACCAAGUGUUAGCCUUGACUUCGACGUUAACUUUGCUUCUUGUCGCUGCGUCAGCAGGAUUUGACCCCACUGUUCUGGAGACGAUAAUCGUCUAAUUUUCUCAACGGGAUUGGACACAUAAGUGCAGAAAUGAUUCAUUUCGUUGCGGAUGUAUCCAAGUACAACCUUGCUGUUGGUGUAAAACUUGACUGCUUUGAAAUCUAUAUCAAGUUGAUCACACAUGAACUCGUAAAGUACUACCGAUAAGACUGCAGCGCAUAACGCUAGUCUGAGCACUGUUGUGUUUCCAUGCAAUGGGGCAAUUUUAGCUUUUAGAUAUGAAAAAAAUGACAAAAUCGUAAAUUGAUCUUACCAUAUUCAGAUAAAACCACCCAUAUAAUUUAUUAUUUGUCUUUUUUCCAUUAAAACAUGGUUCUGCAAGCUAAAUUAAAGUAGAAUUAGACAUCUGGAAGAAAAAUAUCUGCCAAAAAUGAUAGUUAAAAGAAAAAGAUUAUAUUUUUGUAUAUCCAGUGGCGUCCAUCUUGAAAAAUGGUGGCCAUCUUGAAUUUUUGAUUGGCCAACGUUAUUUUCUGAACAGGGAGCCCAUGGUGAGCGAUCAUGCCAAUUUUGGUGCUUGUAUCACAAAGUGAACGAUUCGGCCUAUUUUGGUCUGUUAUCCGCCCUACUAGCUGGAAUCUUCUUGCAGUUUUCAUGUAACAGAACAUGUCUCCAAGAUGAAACAUCGACUACUUUGGGUUUAGUUCCAAAAGAUGUCCUUGAAGGGCAGAGGAUGUCAUGCACACUAUAUUUGCAGAGAGUUUUUUUCUAUGAGGAUGACAAACUUCAAGCAAGGUUACUAGCAAGCAACCAUUUGAUCUGCUGGGCCCAGACUCAAGGAUCAGGACCAGGAAGCUGUUUUAGUAAAAGCAGGGUGGGCAGAAAUGGGGUCUUAGUGCAUCUCAGCGACCCAAGGGUGAUGUUGAAAUUUAUUGAUCUUUUCUCACAUUUUUACAUUUUUGUUAAUGCUUUACGCCAAUAUUUAACUUUAUAUACCAGGUAUAAUGUUGAUGUGCACACCAUAAUAUCAUACCUAUCUUAUGUUAUUGUUUUAUUUAUAGAUUUUAAAUAAAUAUACAUAUGGAAUGAA
Messenger RNA from Haliotis rubra (blacklip abalone), 4885 nucleotides. Its product is annotated as schlafen family member 8-like. Lineage: Eukaryota; Metazoa; Mollusca; Gastropoda; Lepetellida; Haliotidae. The record is from RefSeq and is a predicted model, not a curated record.